AGUCGCGGCCACGGUCCAAGCGCUUUCGGAGCUGCAGUAAUGCGUUCGUUGGGUUACCUUGCCUCUGCUGAGCCCUGCUGCCCGGCCGCCCCGGGGCGUUGUUCCCUCUCAGAGAGUUUUACAGACACUAACAAAUAAAGUGGGCCGUUUUGUCAGCAGGGUUUCUCCGCUUAUUGUUUUGCUGCUGCUGUGACAGGAGCUACGGAAACACGGCACCUGUUUAAUCACUGUAGGCUAACGCACAGGGCGUCACAGACAAGAUGAUCUACAUCAUAAUGGGAGUCUCGGGUUGUGGAAAAACCAGUUUGGGGACAUUCCUUUCUGAAAAGCUUGGCUGGCCCUUCUAUGAAGGCGAUAACUUCCACCCGCAGGAGAACAUUGAGAAGAUGGCUCGUGGAGAACCGCUCACAGACCAGGACAGAUUUCCUUGGCUUCUCAGACUACAUGAAGUCAUUGAGAGAGAAAGGUCUUCAGGCUCAGAUGCUCUUUUAGCGUGUUCAGCUCUGAAGCGCCUCUACCGGCAGAUUCUCCUCCACGGCUCCACGGUGGUGGCACCAACCAGUAGCGCCUCACUUCCCUCCUCUCCAGAGGUCUUCUUCCUCUACCUGCAUGGCGACUACGAUCUCAUUCACCAGAGGAUGGUGGCCCGACAGGGACAUUACAUGAAGGCAGAUCUGCUGCGCUCCCAGUUUGAUAUUUUGGAGCCUCCGUCAGACGAGGAAAACGUGCUCACGCUGGACAUCAGGAAAAGCCGGAGCGAGAUGAUCCUGGAAGUAGAGAAGCACAUUGAGAGUCUGAAGUUGUGAAGCUGUAAUCGUGGCAAACGAAUGGGAACACUACGUAGUUUAUUACUUGAGUGACUAUUACCCAUUUUUUCAUGGGUAAAUGAACUGAACUUUUGCUUUAUUGCCCUGAAAAGGCUCUCAAAUCCAGAUGUCUUAAAUGUUUCAUAUGAGUAAUAAGCAUAUUAUUUGCUACAUAGCGAUAACUCUUUUUGAUCAUUUUCCUCUUCUCUUAACCUACUUUUUUGUUUUCAUAAAAAUAAAGUUCAGAAUUUAUUCCUGAGUGGUGUUAUACGUGUUUUUCUCCCCGAACGAAAUACUAUUUUUUAUAAUCAAUUGUCUUUUUAUGGGAAUCAUCAACAUGAUAGAAGUUUACUUUAUGAUCACAUAUUUGCUCACUAGGAAGUGAAUUCCUUGAAAAUGUUCUCACAAUAAGUAAA
Xiphophorus maculatus (southern platyfish) is the source of this 1222-nucleotide messenger RNA. RefSeq names its product IDNK, gluconokinase (gene idnk). The transcript has 6 exons. Gene Ontology annotation, cellular component: cytoplasm. Gene Ontology annotation, molecular function: gluconokinase activity. NCBI's taxonomy places the organism in Eukaryota, Metazoa, Chordata, Actinopteri, Cyprinodontiformes, Poeciliidae. The coding region runs from base 261 to 806 and encodes 181 amino acids. The record is from RefSeq and is a predicted model, not a curated record.